Triticum turgidum subsp. durum (durum wheat) is the source of this 582-nucleotide messenger RNA. Lineage: Eukaryota; Viridiplantae; Streptophyta; Magnoliopsida; Poales; Poaceae. The record is from the annotation of a GenBank genome assembly.
AUGAGGGUGUACGAACAGCACCUUGCCAGAAUGAGGAAACACGGAGCCGUGGUGAUCGAGAACCUUGACAUCGCCACCAACAGUCAAGAUAUUGUUUCCAAUGAGGGGACUGCGAUGCUGACCGAGUUCAAGUCGAGCAUAAACGAGUACUUGGCGGACUUGUCCUACUCUCCGGUCCAUUCUCUUGCGGACAUCAUAGCUUUCAACAAAGCGCGUCCUAUAGAGGAGAGGCUAAAAGAUUUCGGGCAACAAAACCUUAUCUUUGCCCAAAAUACAAACGGCAUUGACCGUCUGGAAAGAGCUCGGAUCCGCUGGCUGAAGGAGCUCUCCGUGAAUGGGUUGGAGAAGCUGAUGAAGGAGCAUCAACUGGACGCGAUCGUUGCACCCGAGCACUAUGCUUCCAACCAUCUCGCCAUUGGCGGCCACCCUGGCAUCGUUGUGCCGGCUGGGUACAACGAGAAGGGUGUCCCUUUUGGCAUAUGCUUUGGCGGGCUGCAGGGAUAUGAGCCGAGGCUGAUCGAGAUGGCCUAUGCUUUCGAGCAGGCUACUAAAGUGAGAAGGCCACCCAUGUUCAAGCCUUAG